Zophobas morio is the source of this 867-nucleotide messenger RNA. RefSeq lists its product as uncharacterized. The transcript has 4 exons. NCBI's taxonomy places the organism in Eukaryota, Metazoa, Arthropoda, Insecta, Coleoptera, Tenebrionidae. The record is from RefSeq and is a predicted model, not a curated record. The coding region runs from base 40 to 867 and encodes 275 amino acids.
GUCAGAUCUACCAGAACAUCGACCCGAAACUGUGAAAUAAUGAAGACGUUCAUCCUUAUUGCAUUGGUUGCCGUCAUUGGCGUCGCCUGGGCUCGUCCGGACGAGAAAUAUACCGAAAUUUACGACAAUGUUGACUUAGAUGAAAUUUUGAACAGUGAAAGACUUCUGAAAAAUUACUUCAAUUGUUUAAUGGACAGAGGCAACUGCAGUCCUGACGGCGAAGAACUUAAAAAGGCGAUACCUGACGCUCUUCAGAACGAAUGCGCAAAAUGUAACGAAAAACAGAAAAACGGAAGCAGAAAAGUUAUUCGCUUCCUAAUUAAGAAUAAGAAUGAUUGGUGGAAAGAAUUGGAAGCUAAAUACGACAAAGAUGGAAUCUAUAAAAAGAAAUAUCAAGCGGAAUUGGAGAAAGAAGGAAUAUGCAUCGAAACCCUGCCAGUCAGAUCUACCAGAACAUCGACCCGAAACUGUGAAAUAAUGAAGACGUUCAUCCUUAUUGCAUUGGUUGCCAUCAUUGGCGUCGCCUGGGCUCGUCCGGACGAGAAAUAUACCGAAAUUUACGACAAUGUUGACUUAGAUGAAAUUUUGAACAGUGAAAGACUUCUGAAAAAUUACUUCAAUUGUUUAAUGGACAGAGGCAACUGCAGUCCUGACGGCGAAGAACUUAAAAAGGCGAUACCUGACGCUCUUCAGAACGAAUGCGCAAAAUGUAACGAAAAACAGAAAAACGGAAGCAGAAAAGUUAUUCGCUUCCUAAUUAAGAAUAAGAAUGAUUGGUGGAAAGAAUUGGAAGCUAAAUACGACAAAGAUGGAAUCUAUAAAAAGAAAUAUCAAGCGGAAUUGGAGAAAGAAGGAAUAGUGUUGUAA